This is a messenger RNA of Suncus etruscus (white-toothed pygmy shrew), 1257 nucleotides long. RefSeq names its product Rh blood group CcEe antigens (gene RHCE). NCBI's taxonomy places the organism in Eukaryota, Metazoa, Chordata, Mammalia, Eulipotyphla, Soricidae. The coding region runs from base 1 to 1257 and encodes 418 amino acids. Gene Ontology annotation, biological process: ammonium transmembrane transport; ammonium homeostasis. Gene Ontology annotation, cellular component: plasma membrane. The record is from RefSeq and is a predicted model, not a curated record. The transcript is spliced from 10 exons. Gene Ontology annotation, molecular function: ammonium channel activity.
AUGGGCUCUAAGUACCCACAGUCUGUGCGGGGCUGCCUGCCCCUGUGGGUCUUAGUGUUAGAGGCAGUUCUAAUUGUCAUCUUCUUCUGUUUCACUUCCUAUGACACCUCCACAAUGGAUAAGAGAAAGCUUCUGAGGAUCUAUCCAGUUUUCCAAGAUAUUGUUGUCAUGGCGACUGUUGGAUUGGGCUUCCUUACUUCCUCUUUACGGAGACAUGGCUGGAGCAGUGUGACUUUCAACCUCUUUAUGCUGGCCCUUGGGGUGCAGUGGGCAAUCUUGCUGGAUGGCUUCCUUAACCAAUCAUCACUUGGGAAGGUCAUCGUCAUCAAACUAUCCAGUAUUAAGCUGGCUACCAUGAGUGCUAUGUCCGUGCUGAUCUCAGCAGGAGCUGUCUUGGGCAAGACUAACCUGGUACAGUUGGUACUGAUGGCGCUGGUGGAGGUAACAGUUUUUGGCACCAUGAGGAUGGUCUGCAGACAGUACCUCAAUAUGGACAGUCACGUAAGCAUGAUGCACAUCCACGUGUUUGCAGCAUAUUUUGGGUUGGCUGUGGCCUGGUGCCUCUCAAGACCUCUGCCAGAGGGAACUGAGGAGAAAAAUCACACGGCCACCAGCCCCAGUUUGUUUGCCAUGCUGGGCACCCUUUUCUUGUGGAUGUUCUGGCCAAGUUUCAACUCAGCUCUGCCGGACAUUCCGAGUCAAAAGAAGAAUGCCAUCUUCAACACCUACUAUGCCCUUGCUGUCAGUGCAGUGACAGCCAUCUCUGUAUCAGCCUUGACUCACCCUCAAGGGAAGAUCAGCAUGACUCAUAUCCACAAUGCAGUGCUGGCAGGAGGUGUGGCUGUGGGUGCCUCAUGUCACCUGAUCACAUCUCCUUGGCUAGCCAUGGUGCUGGGCCUUAUAGCUGGACUGAUCUCUAUUGGUGGAGCCAAGUGCUUACCGGUGUGUUGUAACCGCGUGCUGGGGAUCCACGACACUGGUGGUGUGCAUUACACCUUCGGCCUACCUGGGCUGCUUGGAGGAGUUGCCUACAUUGUGUUGAUCGCUCUUCAAACCAACUGGACCAAAACAUCCAUGAUCAGUUACCAAGUGCUUAUCGACACUGGUGCACUCAGCUUGGCUGUGGCUAUGGGUUUGGUGUCUGGUCUCCUAACAGGUUUGAUCUUAAAUCUCAAAAUAUGGAAAGCACCUCAUGUGGCUAAAUAUUUUGAUGAUCAAGCUUUCUGGGAGUUUCCUCAUUUGGCGAUUGGAUUUUAA